This is a messenger RNA of Leguminivora glycinivorella, 4750 nucleotides long. RefSeq names its product glycerol kinase (gene Gk2). Gene Ontology annotation, molecular function: glycerol kinase activity. The transcript is spliced from 14 exons. The record is from RefSeq and is a predicted model, not a curated record. NCBI's taxonomy places the organism in Eukaryota, Metazoa, Arthropoda, Insecta, Lepidoptera, Tortricidae. Gene Ontology annotation, cellular component: mitochondrion. The coding region runs from base 128 to 1810 and encodes 560 amino acids. Gene Ontology annotation, biological process: glycerol-3-phosphate biosynthetic process; glycerol metabolic process; triglyceride metabolic process.
GCGCGAUAACGGAUGGGCGUGAACUGACGCGCCUCCGCAGUCUGAAUGAACCUCGGCGCGGGAACGCACGUUCGAAAUUUAUAUUACGCGCGGAUUUGCGGCCAGUGUUUUUUUUUAUUUAUUUAAAAUGGAUGACGGCGACAUGCCGGUGAAGGAUGGCAGCCGGCGGUCGCUGGUCGGUGUCAUCGACGACGGCACCAAGACCGUCCGGGUGGUGAUAUACGAAGCAGAGAGAUCAGAAGAGCUCGCCGCGUACCAGUUGGACAAGACCGAGGUGCAGCCACAAGAGGGGUGGUCCGAACAGGAUCCCUUGGAGAUCAUACACCACAUCAAACUAUGCGCUGAGAAGGCCAUAGAACAACUGGCUGUUAAAGGUUACUCCAAAGAUGACAUCGUGGCGCUGGGCAUCACCAAUCAGAGAGAGACGACGAUAGCGUGGGACAGGUUCACGGGAGAGCCCUUACAUCCAGCCAUAGCAUGGAACGACAUCCGCACAGACGUGACAGUAGAUGCCAUCCUCGCGAAAGUCCCGGACCAGAACAAGAAUUACUUAAAGGCGGUGUCCGGCUUGCCCAUCAGCCCGUACUUCAGCGCGCUGAAGAUGCGCUGGCUCAAGGACAACGCUAAAACUGUGCGGCGCGCCGGCAGGGACAAGAGGCUCAUGUUCGGGACCGUGGACUCAUGGAUCGUGUGGAAUUUAACUGGCGGUCCGCGCGGAGGUCUCCACAUCACUGACGUCACUAACGCUUCGCGGACACUCUUGAUGAACCUAGAAACGUUGAAUUGGGACCCCAUGCUCUGUAGGUUGUUUGGAAUCCAUCGAGACUCUUUGCCCCAAAUAAGAAGCAGUUCUGAAGUGUACGGCGUAGUCAAAGACGGAUCCAUCUUAGAUGGAAUUAGGAUAUCGGGAAUUCUGGGGAAUCAGCAAAGCGCUCUGGUCGGUCAGAACUGCUUGUCCGCCGGACAGGCCAAGAACACGUACCGGAGCGGCUGCUUCCUGCUCUACAACACGGGCGCCCGCCGCGUGCAGUCCGCGCACGGCCUGCUCACCACCGUGGCCUACAGGCUCGGCCCGCACGCGCCGCCGGUUUAUGCGCUAGAAGGUUCGAUUGCAGUAGCAGGCGGUGCCAUGAAGUUCCUCCGGGACAACCUGAAACUAAUAAAAGACGUGGUAAAGGACACCGAGCAGAUCGCCGGCCAAGUCUUUUCCACGGGAGACGUUUAUUUCGUCCCUGCCUUCAGCGGGCUAUACGCGCCAUACUGGAGAAAGGAUGCUAGGGGGAUUAUUUGCGGGCUGACAGCAUUCACCACAAAACAGCACAUCAUAAGAGCAGCGUUGGAAGCAGUUUGUUUCCAAACUAGGGACAUAUUAGAAGCCAUGAACAAGGACUGCGGCAUGCCGCUGUCCAAACUGCAUGUUGACGGACACAUGACCCGCAACGACUUGCUGAUGCAGUUGCAAGCCGAUCUCAUCGGGAUACCUGUGUUGCGCGCACAAUCUUGGGACAUGUCGGCCCUCGGCGCGGCUGUGGCGGCCGGGAAUGCGGUGGGCGUGUGGUCCGUGGAGGCGUGGAGGGCCACCGCCACGCCCAUCGACACCUUCCUCCCCACCACCACCGAUGAUGAUCGUGACGCGCGCUACACCAAAUGGAAGAUGGCCGUGCAGCGUUCCCUCGGCUGGGCCUCCGUCAAAAAGUCCAUCACCAUGACAGACGAACGAUACAAACUGCUCGCGUCGAUCCCAGCGACGCUAUUCCUCAUUGGCAGUUUCACCAUGCUAGUCGUUUCCAAUGCCCUCAAGAAUAGGUGAUAAGUUAAUGUAGAUCAUAAAUCAUAAUUUAUAGGAAAUAAGUGUCAUAUCCGCACGGAAAUUCUUUUUGUACAGCUUUUUAAUUAUUUUAGUAAGGUUUAUUACAAUUCUAAUGAUUGAAAAUCGGACAUGUCAAAUAUAUUCUGGGUUAUAUUCUCUAUUGAUGAUUUUAAUUAAUUGCUCAUAUUUUAUUGUUAUUUAGUACAUUGUCAUUAGAUAUUCUUAAAAACAAUUGUAUACCUACAGGAGCAAAAGCGCGCUCAGACAUAGAUUUCAUAUCAGAAGUAGUACCCAUAUACUUAAUACACGUUAUAAAAAAAGUGUCACUUGUCAAGUUCGAUCAUAAAAUAGUCGCAAAUUUUGUUUAAAACCUCGCAAGUACAGUUAAGGCGUUACUCAGGGCUGUAACAAUAAGAAUAUGUCACGUUUAGUGAUAAGUACGUCAUUCAAUUUCCACUCGCCUCAACUUUAAUUGUGACACCUUGACACUAUUCUGUCAAUAUUACCUAUUGUAAUAAUUAUGCGGGUAUUGAAGGUAACCUAUGAUCAAAAUUACAUAGCAUUAUUUAUAUUUAAAACUAACAGAGUUCUGACAUACGUAUAGCAACAUUUUACUGACUAUUUAUUGAUGAUAAUACUUACAUAUUUAGACAUCGGAUCGUCUGUGUAUUUUGUAUUGCUAUUUGUAUUUUUCAAUAGUUUAUGUUGUAAUCAUUUUUUAUACCUAUACCCAAAAUACACCCGUGGUCCAAUGUCUAAAAUGACACAUACUAUGAAUUUUGGUAAUAAUGUCAAAUACUUGAUGACAUACCUGCUACAAUUGAAAUUAAUCAGAAAAAAUGGCAGCAAUUAAAUAAAAUAAUUUGGAUUUUUAUAAACUGAUUGAUAAUAAACAACUUUAAUUUUUAGCUAAAGCUAGGAAGCAAAGGGUGGAUCAACUUUAUUUUAGUUAAAUGUGCCGUCAGGAAAAACAGGUUUUAAUAUUUUUAGAUUCAUGUUAUUGGUACUACAAUCUUGUAAGAUGCUAAAGAGAUAACUCCUUACAGAAAUAGCUUAUGAUUAUGACUGCCAUAAAUAUAUGUUUUGGUUAUCUAAAUAGCUUAUAAUUGGUCAAUAUGGAUACUUUAUAAAUGCCAUAAAGAUAUGUGGUAGGUAUCUAGACUAGUCACAAAAGCAGCGGUGACCCAGGAGACCGUAACUAUGGCAUGGCAACAAGCCACUAGAAAAAGUUGGUUCACCCAUUAUUGUUUUCUCGAAUAGACAUUUUAUGGUUACUCGUAUUAAUAGGAACACAUCCCUAUGUUUUGUUUUCAAUUCAUGAAUCGUUAAUUAUUAAUAUUUAUUAUGAGCAUUUUUUUAUGAAAUAAACUUUAAUUAAAUUAAUUCUCAUUCCAACUUCCGUUGACAUUUAUAUGGCAUUUUAGAGCAAUUUUUAGCUUUUGUAAUUUUUUUUUAUUAAUUUAUUUUAGUUUAAGCGUAUUACAAUUAUUAAGUGUAGAAAUAAGAAUAAAUGUUGUAAAAAGAUGGGAAUCUAAAAUAGGGUAGGUAGAAAUAUUUGUGCAGCUCAAAGCAAAAUCAUGUUCUUACCUUUGUGUAUGAUUUUGUGCUAGUCAUGAUCAUUUCUCGAAGCUAACCAAUUAUUUUGUCAUACAUUUAUAGUUUUUCAGAAUUGACGUACAUGGCUGUUUUCCUUACAUCGUGAUUAUGGUAAAACCACGUACAACUUAAGUAGAACCUUAUAAGAUAGGAAAUGGUAGGUAGUUAAUAUUUUUUAUUCUAAAAUUAUUCAUACUAGAACAAAUGCAACUCUGUUCCAAUUUACCAUGAUUUAAAUAUAGGCGAAAUCAGGUCUUUGGACCUUAUAGCCGAUUCAAAUAGAGUUUAGGUUGCAGUAAUGUCUAUUUAUAAGCUCUUAUGAGAUAAAAUACCUAUUUGUGUUUCUUUUUUAACCUGCGAUAUAAUGUAACUAUAAAAAACAUGUUUCUGUCAAUUUUGUCAGUUAGAACUAGGUAGGUAAUGUGAAUUAGUCAAAAUAUAAGCUAAAGAACAUGUCUCGUUUAAGAGUUAUACCAAUUAUACCAAAGACAUACACAGCGAUCAAACUUAAUAUAGAGUCGUAAGAAAUAAGUUGACUGUGAAAAGUUGAAAAAAAAAACACCGAGGGCUGUCAAAAUCGCUGCUAUGCUGCGUGCUGCAAAAAGAAACUAAGUAACCAUAAAAAAAUUGAAAAAAAACCCGACAUAGUGGACCGAUUUUCAUGAAACAUGGCUAAGAACACUAAUUCCCGACUAAUUCAGCUUUAAAAAAAACUAAAUCUUAAUCGGUUCAUCUGUCCGGGAGCUACGAUGCCACAGACAGACACACACAAAAACAGACACACACACAAACAGACAGCCACGUCAAACUUAUAACACCCCGCCGUUUUUGCGUCGAUGGUUAUAAAACAGCUUAGUCUCGUUUUGCACAAAGAAAUACCCCUAGCAUUUAUUAUUUGCGUAAUUGUGUUAUUUAGGGGUUUUGGCAGCACAAUAGAGUUCUUGCAAAUUUUCCGUAUCAUAAAUAUUAUAGAUAGGCCAGGCUUUUGAUUCAUUUGAUAUCGUUGUGAUUUUUACUAAUUAAAUCAUUCCUUUAGCAUUGUUUGAGAGCAUGUUUUUAGUUUUUUUUUUAUCCUUUUGUAUAUUAUGGGCUUUUUGAGUAAUUAUAUUAUAGUGCAAUUUGUAUGACUUUUAUGAAUAUAAUGUACCUACAGUAAAUCGGGCGUGUAUUUUCAAUUUGUAAUAAUUAUUUGUAAUUAUGUAAUAAUUAGUGAAUAUUAAAAAAGACAUUUUUAUUCUGAAUUAAUUGUGCUGUACUUAACUGAUAGGUUGCCAGUUGUAUUUUGAAUGAAAUUUUAUUGUUAAACAAUUUGUUGUUUAUUUAUGGUGAAUUAAAUGAUUUGUU